Morone saxatilis (striped sea-bass) is the source of this 453-nucleotide messenger RNA. RefSeq names its product mitochondrial ribosomal protein L14 (gene mrpl14). Gene Ontology annotation, biological process: translation. The record is from RefSeq and is a predicted model, not a curated record. Gene Ontology annotation, molecular function: structural constituent of ribosome. Lineage: Eukaryota; Metazoa; Chordata; Actinopteri; Moronidae. Gene Ontology annotation, cellular component: ribosome; mitochondrion.
CGUAUCCGCCGUUGCAGCAGCCAUUCAGAAGAUGACAAGAGUGCGUGUAGUGGACAACAGCUCGCUUGGAACUACACCGUAUCACCGCGCACCAAGAGUGAUUCAUGUCUACACCAAGAAUGGGGUCGGAAAAGUUGGUGACAAGGUGUUGCUUGCCAUCAAAGGACAGAAAAAGAAGGCGCUCAUCGUUGGACACAAAAUGCCUGGAGAGCGGAUGACUGCGCGCUUCGAUUCAAACAAUGUUGUUCUGAUUGAAGACAACGGGAACCCUACAGGAACAAGGAUUAAGAUCCCUUUACCGACGCAGCUACGCAAAAUGGACGGAGAUUAUUCUAAAGUCCUAGCAAUCGCCAGUUCGUUUGUUUAAUACAUCAUUUAACUGUUUUUUUUGAGAUGUAUAUAAACUCUGUAUUUCAUGUACAUGUUCGCAAGUAAACUUUAAACAGAGCAAUA